AUGUCGUUCAAGGCUCACGACCCGUCCAAGCCGAUCCACAUCCCGACCGCUGAGCACAACGUGCUCGAGUUCUGGCGUGCGAUUGAUGCCUUCAAGACCCAGCAGAAGCUGUCAGAGGGUCGCCCGGAGUUCUCGUUCUUCGACGGCCCCCCCUUCGCGACAGGUCUUCCUCACUAUGGUCACUUGCUCGCUGGUACCAUCAAGGACAUUGUCACCCGCCAUGCCUCAUCCACUGGGCACCACGUCGAGCGUCGCUUUGGCUGGGACACGCACGGCCUCCCCGUCGAGCACGAGAUUGACAAAAAGCUCGGCAUCAAGGGCAAGGACGAUGUGAUGGCCAUGGGCAUCGAGAAGUACAACGCCGAGUGCCGUGCCAUUGUCAUGCGAUACGCGUCCGAGUGGAAGGCCACUGUCGAGCGUGUCGGUCGCUGGAUCGACUUCGACACCGGUUACAAGACCCUCGACCCCACCUUUAUGGAGUCGGUGUGGUGGGUCUUCGGCCAGCUGUGGGAGAAGGACCAGGUGUACCGUGGUCUCCGCGUGAUGCCGUACUCGACCGGCUGCACAACCCCGCUGUCCAACUUCGAAGCUGGCGAGGACUACCGUGACGUCCAGGACCCCGCUAUCACCGUGUCGUUCCCCCUUGUUGACGACCCAACGACCAGCCUCCUUGCAUGGACGACUACCCCGUACACUCUCCCCUCUAACCUCGGCCUCUGUGUGCACCCUGACUUCACUUACAUCAAGAUUCACGACGUCGAGCGCAACCAGAACUUCAUUCUCCUUGAGUCGCUGCUUGGUACAGUGUACAAGGAGUACCAGAACGGCAAGAAGCCCGACCCGAAGAAGGAGCCCAAGUUCAAGAAGGUGGGCUCGUUCCUCGGCAAGGACAUGGUCGGCUGGCGCUACACCCCCAUGUUCGACUACUUCACCGAGCAGUACGAGGACCGCGCGUUCCGUGUUCUUUCCGACACAUAUGUCACCGACUCGGCCGGUACCGGUAUCGUACACCAGGCCCCAGCGUUUGGUGAGGAUGACCACCGCGUUGCCGUUGCGCACAACGUCGUCCGCGAGGACGAAGUGCCGCCUUGCCCCAUUGACGAGUCCGGCCGCUUCACCGACGAGGUCCCCGACUACCAGGGCCAAUACGUCAAGGACGCUGACUCCGCCAUCAUCAAGGAGCUUAACGCCAAGGGCCGCCUCAUUGUGCGCACCGACAUCAAGCACUCCUACCCCUUCUGCUGGCGCUCGGGCACUCCCCUCAUCUACCGUGCUAUCCCUGUCUGGUUCGUUCGCGUGGCUUCCAAGUCGGAGGAGCUUGUCGCCAACAACGAGAAGACGCGCUGGGUGCCCCCUCAUGUCGGUGAGGGCCGUUUUGGUGGCUGGCUCAAGAAUGCGCGUGACUGGAACAUCUCGCGUAACCGCUACUGGGGAACCCCUAUCCCUCUGUGGGCGUCGGACGACAUGAAGGAGAUUGUGUGCAUUUCGUCGAUCAAGCAACUCGAGGAGCUCUCGGGUGUGACUGGUAUUACCGACCUCCACCGUGAGAGCGUCGACUCCAUCACCAUUCCCUCCAAGCAGGGCAAGGGCACGCUCAAGCGUAUCGAGGAGGUGUUCGACUGCUGGUUCGAGUCAGGCUCGAUGCCUUACGCGCAGUCCCACUACCCCUUCGAGAACCAGGAGCUCUUCAAGGAAAGAUACCCCGCCGACUUCAUCUCGGAGGGUAUUGACCAGACCCGUGGCUGGUUCUACACCCUUCUUGUGCUUGGCACGCACCUCUUCCAGACCGCGCCCUGGAAGAACCUCAUUGUUACCGGUCUCGUGCUCGCUUCGGACGGAAAGAAGAUGAGCAAGAAGCUCAAGAACUACCCGGACCCCAUGACAGUCGUCGAGAAGUACGGUGCCGACUCGGUUCGUCUGUUCCUCAUCAACUCGCCUGUGGUGAGAGGUGACAACCUCCGCUUCCGUGAGGAGGGUGUGCGUGACGUGCUCUCCAACGUUAUUCUCAAGUGGAUCAACUCGCUCAACUUCUACUUGAACCAGGUGGAGCUCUUCAACCAGGAGAACGACUCCAAGUUCAUGUACGACCACGACGCGCCCAAGUCGACCAACGUGUUCGACCGGUGGAUCCUCGCUCGCUGCCAGUCGCUCAUCCAGCUCGUUGACCAGGAGAUGGCGGCUUACCGCCUGUACACCGUCAUCCCCGGGCUGCUCGAGCUCAUCAACGACCUCACCAACUGGUACAUCCGCUUCAACCGUCGCCGCCUUAAGGGUGAGAACGGUGUGGAGGACACCAAGGCUGCCCUCAACUCGCUCUACGAGGCUCUCCACACCCUUGCCCUCACCAUGUCCUCUUUCACCCCAUUCACCUCGGAAAUGGUCUACCAGAGUCUUCUCGCCACCACUCCUAAGCCCGCUGACGGCUCGGACGUGCGGUCUGUUCACUUUGUGCUCUUCCCCAAGGCGCGCGAGGAGUACUUUGACUCGGUUAUCGAGCGUCAGGUGCAGCGCCUUAAGAACGUAAUUGAGCUUGGCCGUGGCAUUCGCGACAAGCGCACCCUCAAGGUCAAGAUGCCGCUCAAGACCCUCACUCUUUUCCACCACGACCAGCAGUACCUCGACGAUGUCAAGUCGCUCAACGAGUACGUCAAGAGUGAGCUCAACGUUUCCGAGCUUGUCUACACGUCCGACGAGGCCGCGACUGGUAUCAAGUACAAGGCCAACGCCGACUGGCCUGUCCUUGGUCGCAAGUUGCGCAAGGACCUUGCCAAGGUCAAGACCCACCUUCCCCAGCUCUCGAGCGACGCGUGCAAGGCCUACCUUUCGACUGGCAAGGUUGAGGUGAACGGUGUCCAGCUCGUUGAGGGUGACCUCGUUGUGACGCGCUUCGUUGAGCUCGAGGGCGACAAGGCCCAGGCGUUCGAGGCCGCAUCAGACGGCGACGCAACCAUUCUCCUUGACUGCCGCCGGCACGAGGACCUCGAGAGCGUCGCGCUCCUGCGUGCCCUCACAUCGCGUGUCAACAAGCUGCGCAAGGCGGCGGGCCUCAAGCCCACCGACCGUGUCGAUGUCUUCUACGAGGUGGACGCUGGAGAGGAGGAUGCGCUGGCGCGCGCCAUCGUUGGGUCCGAGGACUUCCUCCAGGCGCAGAUCUACGCAAUCCCCCAGCUCCGCGCCCAGCUGCCCGAGGGCCGCAAGGUGUACGCAACCGAGGUCCGCGAGAAGCAGAUCGGUGACGACGACCGCGCCGAGCGCUUCAUCCUCACCCUCUCUGAGCGGCCCUGAGCGGAGCGGGCGCGGCUGCGUUCCCUGCUAGAAUUGUAGACCAGUUGGUUAUCUCAUGCAUAGUUUCCGUCCGCACGAGGCGAGCUGAAAGCGUAGCGGCCCAGCCUGGGGCACCGGGCCGGAAGUCACAUGCAUCA
This is a messenger RNA of Cutaneotrichosporon oleaginosum, 3422 nucleotides long. RefSeq lists its product as uncharacterized. Gene Ontology annotation, biological process: isoleucyl-tRNA aminoacylation. Gene Ontology annotation, molecular function: isoleucine-tRNA ligase activity; ATP binding; aminoacyl-tRNA deacylase activity. NCBI's taxonomy places the organism in Eukaryota, Fungi, Basidiomycota, Tremellomycetes, Trichosporonales, Trichosporonaceae. The record is from RefSeq and is a predicted model, not a curated record.